Molecule: messenger RNA, 1675 nt
Organism: Sesamum indicum (sesame)
Lineage: Eukaryota; Viridiplantae; Streptophyta; Magnoliopsida; Lamiales; Pedaliaceae
Gene: NLA
Product: SPX (SYG1/Pho81/XPR1) domain-containing protein
Molecular function (GO): metal ion binding
Source: RefSeq, a predicted model, not a curated record
AUGGCAAAAGAAUAGGAUGUGUAGCUGAUUCCAAGUAAGGAGAAACGUAAUGAAUUCUGGGACUUAUCCUUAAAAUUUUGGCUUUAAAAAGAUUUGCCGGCAAAUUAAAUUCGAAGGCGACGGCGGGCAGUUGGGUAAAAGCGCUAAUGCUACCCACAGACACAGUUUGUUGCUUCACCUUUCCGUGAACUUCUAUGGGAAAAAAACUAUUAAUUGACUUUUUCAUGCUUUUUUUUCCUCUAUUUAUAAACGUAAUCUGCUGUCAAUUGGAAGCGUUACUCUUUCUUGCGUCAGGGAUGCCAAAUCCCACUUAAUUCAUUGGAUGUAUAUCGGGUUAAACAAAUAUAGAAAUCACAUUCACACGCCUGCGUGUUUUCUUUCUUUCAGUUUCUUUUUGAGAGAGAGAGAGGGAGGAAGGGGGAAAUACAACAAGGGUUUAAUGUUGAAGGUAGGAAAAUGAAGUUCUGUAAGAAAUAUGAGGAGUACAUGCAGGGUCAGGGACAGAAGAAAUUACCUGGGGUUGGUUUCAAGAAACUGAAGAAAAUCUUGAAAAGGUGCAGAAAACAGCCUCAUUCACAUGGAGUUCUUGUUGAUAAGGGUAACGGUGAUAGCUCCACUUGCCCCCAGCAAUGCCCAGUCUGCGAUGGGACAUUCUUCCCAUCCCUUCUCAAGGAAAUGUCGGCAGUGGUAGGAUUCUUCAAUGAAAGAGCCCAGAGAUUGCUUGAGCUGCACCUGGGAUCAGGUUUCAGCAAGUGUUUUAUCUGGUUCAAAGAAAAAUUACGAGGAAAUCAUGGAGCACUGAUUCAAGAAGGCAAGGACCUGGUUACAUAUGCUAUCAUCAAUGCCGUUGCAAUGCGCAAAAUACUCAAAAAAUAUGAUAAGAUUCACUAUUCGAAGCAAGGCCAAGCUUUCAAGUCGCAGGCCCAAAGCAUGCACAUUGAGAUACUUCAAUCACCGUGGCUCUGUGAACUUAUGGCUUUUCACAUAAACUUGAGAGAGUCUAAAGUCGAUUCAAGAAACGCUUCUGCACUUUUUCAGGGGUGCUCCCUCAUAUUGAAUGAUGGAAAACCGUCUCUGUCUUGUGAGCUAUUUGAUUCAGUAAAGCUUGACAUUGACUUGACCUGUUCUAUAUGCUUGGAGACGUUGUUUGAUCCAGUCUCUCUUACCUGUGGUCAUAUCUUCUGCUACAUGUGUGCAUGCAAAGCUGGUUCAGUGACUAUUGUUGACGGACUGACAGCAGCAACCCCCAAGCAGAAAUGCCCAAUAUGUCGACAGGAAGGAGUAUACGAAGCUGCAGUACAUUUGGAAGAGCUACACAUUCUAUUAGGCCGAAGUUGUCCGGAAUAUUGGGAGGAACGGCGUAAAUCUGAAAAGAUUGAGAGAGUUCAGCAGACGAAGGAGCAUUGGGAGUCCCAGUGCCGGCUAUUCAUGGGUAUCUAAGCAGAAUGAUCAGCACUCUAUCCUUCCCUGGAUAAUUUAUCACUGCUUUUUGCUUUUCUUUUUAUUUAAAACUUUUUUAUGGUCCAAAAGUCUAUGAGAUUGCAUGUAUAUGAACCGUGGGUUCUUGUCAAGAAACUGAUUUCCUUGUGUGUUUGAAAAAUUUAGUACUCCUUGCCAUUAUUUCUUGUUCUUCCGUAAGUUGAAUAAAACUACUUUUCCAGGAGAUCUUAAUUCA